AUGGAAAACGGAAAUUUCCAGCCUCCCGCUUCUGGCGGAGGCGGCCACCGCAUCAAGCUCAACGUCGGCGGCAAGCUCUUCCAGACCACCGUCUCCACUCUCCAGUCCAGCGGUCCCGACUCCGUCCUUGCUGCUCUCUCCACUCGCCCCGGCCCGGAUCCGGUUUUCAUCGACCGCGAUCCCGAUAUCUUCUCCGUCUUCCUCUCCCUGCUCCGCUCCAAUCGCCUCCCCUCCACAGCCCGCCGAUUCUCCAAGCAGGAGCUCGCCGAAGAGGCCGCCUACUAUGGCAUCGAAUCGCAGCUCCGAUUGGCCAUGGCUCCUCCCCCGUUGUCCGGCAUCGACGCAUCCGUCGUUGAGACUAUUCGGCCUGCUUCCGAAGGGCUCCCUUCCGCCUUCACCACCGCCGCUGACGACGGCUCCAUCUGGAUUGCCCACGGCGGACAGGUGUCGGCCUACGAUUGGAACCUCACUCAUUCUUCCACCAUACGCACGCACCUCGACGAUAUCACCUCAAUCUGCCGCGUCUGGCCCGACGUCGCCGCUGUUGGAUCCGAGCCUUCCGCCGGGCUUCACUUCUACAACUUCUCCAGCUCCCGCCACAUCGGGUCAACACACUGGACCGACCCGUCCGAUCCGAGAAUUUACAAAGCCCGAGUCACCGCAGUCACCAGCUCACCGGAUAAUGUUUUCGCCUCUUUCGAUUGCCCGCACAGGGAGAACUGUAUACUACUAGUAGACAAAACGACGCUCCAGGUUGCGUCGGAGAUCGGAAGGCAAUCCGGUAGCCAAGCCAAGAACAUCGUCCCAGGGAAGCUGACGUGGCUGCCGACGACGGGCGUGAUAAUUGGAACGGCAGUUACCUCUGGUGCGUUCGGUUACUCCGGUUACAUCCGUAUCUGGGACCCUAGGUCUGGGGACGUGGUUUGGGAGACGAACGAGCCAGGUUCUGGACGGAGCAGCAGGUUCGGGGAUUCCUUCGCCGACGCGGCGGUCGACGUCGAGGAGUCAACUCUGUUCAAGGUCUGUUCCAAAUCCGGAGAUGUGGCUGUAGCUGAUAUCCGACAUUUGGGGGAUGAUCCAUGGGUGUAUUUGGAAGAUAAAAACCCUAGUAUGAGAUACACUGGGGAGCCUGGAGUCAGCAAUGUAUUGCAUUGCUACAAGGGUCAAGUUUUUGUAGGGAGAGAUGGGGCUUUGGAAGUUUGGUCAAGGGUUCAUGAGAAGGAAGGAAGCAGGGAAUUCGGAGAGGUGGAAGGAGGCAGAGCGAUUACAGAAGAUAUGUACAGAAGGAAUUAUGUGGAUAAAGUGGAGGAUUCAGUGAAAGGGAUCAUCAGGAAAAUUGAAGGAGGUGGGAAUCGGUUGUUUGUUAGUAGGGAAGAUGUGGAAGGAAUUGAAGUUUGGGAAAGCUCCAAUCUUUCUGAUGCAGUAGCUGUUUCCUCGUGA
Linum tenue is the source of this 1440-nucleotide messenger RNA. Lineage: Eukaryota; Viridiplantae; Streptophyta; Magnoliopsida; Malpighiales; Linaceae. The record is from the annotation of a GenBank genome assembly.